Plasmodium gallinaceum is the source of this 5823-nucleotide messenger RNA. RefSeq lists its product as hypothetical. The record is from RefSeq and is a predicted model, not a curated record. The transcript has 11 exons. Gene Ontology annotation, molecular function: protein binding. Bases 1 to 5823 code for a protein of 1940 amino acids. NCBI's taxonomy places the organism in Eukaryota, Apicomplexa, Aconoidasida, Haemosporida, Plasmodiidae. Gene Ontology annotation, cellular component: cytoplasm; Cul4-RING E3 ubiquitin ligase complex. Gene Ontology annotation, biological process: negative regulation of fatty acid biosynthetic process.
AUGAAUUACGAUCAUUACCAAAAUGAAAAUAUAUUUAAUGAUGUAAGAAAAUUAAAAAUAGAUAAGCAACAUUUUAAUUACAUUAACCAAAAUAUACAAUCAAAUGAUAAAUUUAUAAGUAGACUUCAAAAUACAAUGACUUUAAAAGGUCAUGAAGGAUGUGUGAAUAGACUUAAAUGGAAUGAUGAUAAUUAUUUAUUAGCUUCAGCUAGCGAUGAUAGAAAAGUUUUAAUUUGGAAUGUUAAUUCAUAUAAAUAUAAAAAUAAACCUAAAUAUGCUAUUGAAACAGGUCAUUUCUAUAAUAUUUUUGGAGUAGCAUUUAUUGAUAAUGAUUUUGUUGUAACUGGUUCUAUGGAUAGACAAGUUCGUGUGCAUAAUAUUCAUAAUUCUUCUUAUAAAGAUAUUCAUAAGUGUCAUUCUGAUAGGGUAAAACAUUUAGCAACUAUACCAAAACAUAACAAAUUUAUUUACUGGUCAUGUUCAGAAGAUGGUACUGUUAGACAAUUUGAUACUAGAGAAAAACAUAUAUGUAAUCCACCUGAUUGUAAAAAUGUUAUAAUAAAUUAUAAUAGAGUUCAUAAUGAGAAUAAAAUUAAUAGAUAUAUUCCUAAUAAUACAAAUAGAAAAGCAAAAAAAUUUAAUUUCUUUUUGAAAAAUAGAUAUAAUCUUCUUAGAGCAAUGAAUGAACAUAAAUAUCUUAACAUGGAAUUUCAAAGAGAACUGAAAGCUAUAGCUGUUAAUCCAUUAUUUAAUAAUUAUAUUGGUGUGUGUUCAAAUGAUAUGCUAAUAAGAGUUUAUGAUAGGAGAAUGUUAAAUCUGUAUAAAAAAAAUGAGAAAAUGAAUUUAAGGAACAGUAUUCCUUCAGAUACAUAUUACCCAAAACAUUUAUGGAAUUAUUGUGAUGAAGAUGAUGAAAAAAAAUUAAAUCAUAAUUCUCUUUUUUGUACUCAUUUAGCUUGGUCAAACGAUGGAAAAUAUUUAGGUGUAACAUAUAACAAUGAACACGUUUAUUUAUUUAAUUUUUUAAAUAAAGAAGAAGAAAAAUGCCUCAGUUAUAAUUUUGUAGAUAAUAAAUGUACUUUUGAUUAUACAAAAAAAUACGAUAUUUUAUUCCCACCUUAUUAUAAUGAAAAAAAAGAUAAUAAUAAUAAUAAUUAUUUAGAAGAACGUAAUAAUUAUAUUUAUGAAUUGUCCUUAAUAAAAAAUAUAGAAAAGUUAGCUGGUGAAGCUUAUGAAAAAAAACAAUAUUUUGAAGCAGAAUAUUUAUAUAAUGAAUGCUUAAAUCUAGUAAAAAAUAAAGAUAUAAAAAAAGUCCUUUAUUGUAACUUAGCUAUAACACUAAUACAAAGAAAAGCAAAAAAUGAUGCAUAUUUAGCUGAACAAUAUUCUCUGGAAGCUUUAAAAUUAGAUCCUCAUUAUUACAAAGCAAUAUAUAGAAGAAUUCAAGCUAAUAUUGUUAAUAAAAAAUUAAUAAAUGCAUACAGAAUUACCUUGUCUGCCUGUAAACAUUAUAAAGGUGUUAUUGAAUUUUUUUAUUUAAAAAAAAAAAUAAAAAGAAAAUUAUAUGAAUUAUAUAAGGAUAAAAUAAGUUCAUUAAAGGAAGAAAACGUAAGCAACGAAAAAAAAAAAAAUGAAGAAAAAAAUAAUGAAUCAUUUUAUAAAAAAAAAUUUAUGUAUGAUGGAGAUGAAGAAGAAAAUGAAAGUGAAUUUAAUUACGAAGAUACUGAUGAUGAAGAUGAAGAUGAAGAAGAAGAAGAAGAUGAAAAUGAAAAUGAAAAUGAAGAUGAAAAUGAAGAUGAAGAUGAAAAUGAAGAUGAAGAUGAAAAUGAAGAUGAAGAUGAAAAUGAAGAUGAAAAUGAAGAUGAAAAUGAGAAUGAACAUGAUGAAAAGGAAAAGGAAAAUGAUAAAAAAAGUGUCAAUUAUAAAGAAUAUAAAAAUAAAGAGAAUAAAGUGAUUUACAAUAAUAAUGAAGAAAAAGAAGAUAUUAAUACUCAUACAAGUAAAAAUGAAGAUAAAGAAAAUAAUGAUUCAUUAGUAAUAAAUUCAGAUACUUAUUCUAAUAAUCUUGUAAAAAAUGAAAGUAAGAAUUUCAAAGAAGACGAAAAUGAGAACACUUUUGAAAAUAAAAAAAAUUACAAUGAAUUUAUGAAUUUAAAUAUACCAUUGAACAACAACAAUGAUACUAUGAAAAAAUUUACAGAAAAAAAAUGUUUAAAUGAAAAUAAUUCUGAUGAAAAAAAAAGAAAACAUGAACAGUUCAUUGAAUCUAGUUCUCAAAAUUUUUUUAGCACCUCGAAUGAAUUAAGAAAAAAAAAAAAAAAAAAAAAGAAAUAUAAGCAUAUAGAAGAAAUGCAUGAAUACAUAGAUAUGCAAAAAAAAGAAUAUAACAAUAUAGAAGAAAAGAAAGAAAUAUAUAAUCUAGAAAAAUUUAAAGAUAAUAAUCAUGAAAAAACAAUAGAAUCAUUUGAUGAUAAUCUAAAAAGUGGAUGUAGAGUGGAAAGUAAGAAUAUUGAUGAAAAUUCAAAAAAAGACAAAAUUGUGAAAAAAAAAUUAAAGGAAAAAAAAGGAGAAAAACAUAUGAGUAUUAUUAAUCAGAUAUCUCUUUAUUUACAAUAUAAAGUUCUUCAUUCUUAUCCUUUUUUUUUAAUUUUUUAUGUUAGUUUUUGUUAUAGAAAUUCAAUAACAUCAUGGAAGGGGUGGCCACAAUAUUACUACUUAUCUGUGAUAGAAAAAGUUUAUAACUUAAAAAUGAAAGAAAAACUCUUAAAAGAUAAACAUUAUGAAAAGAAAAAUGAUAUAAAAUUAAAAAAAUAUAAUAGAAAUUAUGAAUAUAUCUUCUCUAAUAAAAAAGAAAAGAAAUAUAAAUUAAAUAUGAUUAAAGAAAAGGAAAUUUUGAGAAAUUCAUUUGAAUUAGAUAAAAAAAGGCAGCAAAACAAAUUAAGCUUUAAAAAAAGUGUUAAGAAUAAUAAAAAGGACAAUACAAAUUGUGAAUUAAAGAAAAAUUAUAAUUUUUUAAAGAUUGAACACAGUAAUUUAGAAACCAAUAAUAAUUUUAAUGAAGAAAAUAAUGAUGAUAAUUUAAAUAAAAAGGAUGAAAACCAUGAAAAUAUAUAUGGUAAAAAUGAAACUCAUAUAAAUAAUAAUUAUAAUUUAAAAGAUGACAACAAGAAAAAUACUAAUAUAAAAAAUUAUGAAAAAAACGAAUUCUUAUACAAUUUCCGCGAAUUCCUAAAUAAAAAAAAAAAAGAGAAAUGUGAAGAAAGGGAAGAAGAAAAUAAAAGAGAAGAAAAAGUAGAAGAAAAUAAAAGAGAAGAAAAAGUUGAAGAAAAUAAAAGAGAAGAAAAAGUAGAAGAAAAUAAAAGAGAAGAAAAAGUAGAAGAAAAUGAUGAUGAAGAAAAAUACAAAGAGGAAGAAAAAAAAAAAACAAAAGAAAUACUUCUUACUAAUAUAAAAAACAAUGAAAGAAUAAAAAAAAAAAGAAAAAAAAUAUUUCUAAAAGAAAAAUUUGAUGAAAAACAAAGUUCUUACUCAUAUACUUCAAAUUCUUCUGGAAAUCAUGAAAAUGUUAGAAAGGAAAAAAUAAAAAAAGAUAUAGAUUAUAUUUUAGAAAAAUCUUAUAGAAAAACAAAUCAAAGGAAUAUAAUUAGAUUAGAAUUGUAUCGUUCUACAUUUAGUAAUACAUCUGUUGGUUCUGACACGCAAAAUCAAAAUACAAAUGUUUCAAUUCAUGAAAAUGCAGUUACUGAAGAUUCUAAUAAUACUUAUAAUCAAAACAAUAUUAUUAGUACUAAUAACUUAAGUAAUCAAAAUGAAAAUAUAAAUGAUGAAAAUUUGAGAAGUGACAUUAAUAAUAUGAAUUAUAGAGUAGAGUCUUUUACUCAUGGAAUCUUAAAUGAUUUUAAUUUUAGUUAUUUUAGAUUAGGAAAUAAUAAUGUUAUUCUAAGUACUAGAUUAGUAAAUGAUAGUAACAAUAGCAACAAUAACAACAUCACUGCUAAUAAUAAUACAUCUUUAAGUAAUAAUAACACUGAUAACGAUAAUACUAAUAACGAUACUAGAACUAUUACUAAUAAUUGUAAUAAUAAUAAUAAUAACACUGAUAACAAUAAUACUAUCAACAAUAAUAGAACUAUUACUAAUAAUAAUAAUAAUAAUAAUAAUAAUAAUAAUAAUAACACUGAUAACGAUAAAACUAUUAACAAUAUUAGAACUAUUACUAAUAAUUGUAAUAAUAAUAAUAACAUUGAUAACAAUAAUACUAUUUAUGAUAGUAGAACUAUUACUAAUAAUUGUAAUAAUAAUAAUAACAUUGAUAACAAUAAUACUAUUAAUGAUACUAGAACUAUUACUAAUAAUUGUAAUAAUAAUAAUAGUAGUAGUACUACUACUAAUAGCUCUAAUUCUAAUAAUAAUAUUAAAAAAAAUAAUAUUAUUAUAAAUAAUAAGUAUAAUAAUAAUGUUGAUAAUAAUGUAAGUUUAGAUGGAGAAUUUUUAGUAAAAAAAGAAAGAAAGGAAAAUGAAAAACAUUUUUCAUCAAACUAUGAUUUCAAUGAAUAUGUGUAUUCAUCAAGCAGAAGUAGUAAAUUAAAAAGUAACGAAUGGAAAGAAAAUAAUAUAUAUCAAAAUGAAUAUAAAAAUGAAAAUGCAUUAGAUAUAAAAAUGGACAUUGAAAAAAAUAACAAAAAUGUAAUUAGCUUAAAAAAUGAAAAUAAAACAAAAGAAAAAAAAAAAAUGAAAAAGAAAAGUGAUGACAAUGGGAAUAGUACUAAUAGUAGUAAUUUAAGCUUUAAAAGUAGCGAUUCUAAACAUAGUAAUUCUGAAAAAUCUGUAAAUAAAGAUGAUAAUAGUAUUAAAAUAAAAAAAAAAAAAAAAAAAAAAAAUUCUGAUAAUAAAUCAUCUUCAAAUUAUUCUAAAAAUUUUUUACAUGAUUAUUCCUUAAAAAAUAAUAUAAAAGAUAAAAGAAAAAAAAAAGAAAGUAUGAGAGAUAUAAAAAAUAAAACAAGAAAAUAUUUUAAUAAAAAGAAAAAAUGUGAAUACAUAAUAUAUGAUUCUAAUAGUUUAAUAAAUGAAAUUAAUACAUCAGAAUUAGAAGAAAAGGAUGAAGUAGAUGUAUAUUCUUCUGAUGAGCAAAAUUUUUUGCAUAAAAAAAAAAUUUCUAUACUAAAAAAUCAUGCUAUUUUAGAUUUCCGUGAGUACUCUUCAGAUAAUAGUUAUUCUUCAUUAUCAACAGAUAACACUAGCUCAACUUAUGAAAAUCAAUUCUAUGAUUACCUUUAUAAUGAAAUUGAUUACAAAGAUAUUAAUUCUUGUAAAAAUAUAUAUGUAUUUGAAAAAAAAAAGAAAAAGAACAUUCGAAACUAUAUAGAAAAAAUUGAAGACCCAUUAUGGGUCCCUCAAGGAAAUUGUAAAAGAUUUGUAGGACAUUGUAAUAAUGGGACAGAUAUAAAAGAAGUGGCAUUCUGGAAUGAUAAUGUUAUUUUAGCUGCAAGUGACAAUAGUGAAGUUUAUGUGUGGAGAAUAAGAGAUGGAAAAUUAUUAAAUGUUUUGAAAGGUCACGAAAAUCAUGUAAAUUGUGUUCAAGUACAUCCUGAAGGGUCUUUUUUAGCUACAAGUGGAAUUGAUAAAUAUAUACAAAUAUGGCAGCCAAAUAACAAAAAGGAAUUUAUUUUUGAUAAAAGUGUUCAAGAUACUAUGUUUGAAAAUCAGAAAUUAUUAGAAUUAUCAAACACGAAUUAUUUUAGUUUUGUUAAUUUUUCACCCAUUAUUAUCAACACAUCAAGAAACAAUCAAUCACAAAGAUUUGCUGAAUGUUUAAUUCAAUAG